This is a messenger RNA of Mangifera indica (mango), 778 nucleotides long. Its product is annotated as DNA-directed RNA polymerase II subunit 4-like. Gene Ontology annotation, cellular component: RNA polymerase II, core complex; P-body. The record is from RefSeq and is a predicted model, not a curated record. Gene Ontology annotation, molecular function: translation initiation factor binding; nucleotide binding. Lineage: Eukaryota; Viridiplantae; Streptophyta; Magnoliopsida; Sapindales; Anacardiaceae. Gene Ontology annotation, biological process: nuclear-transcribed mRNA catabolic process, deadenylation-dependent decay; mRNA export from nucleus in response to heat stress; transcription initiation at RNA polymerase II promoter. The transcript is spliced from 6 exons. Bases 113 to 529 code for a protein of 138 amino acids.
AAAACUAACAGAAAAUGUGACCAAUUUGGAUCGAACUCUCUCUGUUCACUGUCUCUGGAACCAUUUAAAAGGAAAAAAGCAGACCCUAGCUAGCCAGACCCAGAUUCUAAAGAUGUCUGGGGAAGAAGAAGAGAAUGCGGCCGAGCUUAAGAUCGGAGAGGAAUUUUUGAGGGCCAAGUGUUUGAUGAAUUGUGAAGUUGCUUUGAUUCUUGAACACAAGUAUGAGCAGCUUCAGCAGACGUCUGAUGAUCCCAUGAAUCAAGUCUCCCAGGUGUUUGAGAAAUCACUGCAGUAUGUGAAGCGCUUCAGUCGAUAUAAGAAUCCUGAUGCUGUCAGACAAGUAAGAGAAAUCCUGAGUAGAUACCAGUUGGCUGAAUUCGAGCUAUGUGUGCUUGGCAACCUGUGUCCUGAAACUGUGGAGGAAGCCAUCGCUAUGGUACCUUCUAUCAAGACCAAAGGGCGUGCUCACGAUGAUGAGGCAAUUGAGAAAAUGGUGAAUGACCUGUCACUAAUCAAGAAGUUUGAGUAGCUUUCUGAGACAUUUGAGGCCUCCCUGAGUUAUUAUUGUUGUAAUGUUAGAAUACAGCUUGCUAUAUCGCCAUAGAUCAACAUUGUUAUGGUUUUCCUCUACUUUUAUUUUAUGAAUCUGUAUAUCUUACUAAAUGAUAAUGGAAUCUCAAGUCUGUAUUCAUUCCCCUUGAUUAAACGUGUCAUCCAGUGAUGGUGGCAAUGGAAUUAAAUUAUUCUGAAUAAAAUUUUAGAGAAUUAUUGCUUUAAA